This is a messenger RNA of Camarhynchus parvulus, 1773 nucleotides long. It is a transcript of the gene C2H7orf25, whose product is annotated as chromosome 2 C7orf25 homolog. The coding region runs from base 217 to 1485 and encodes 422 amino acids. The record is from RefSeq and is a predicted model, not a curated record. The transcript has 2 exons. Lineage: Eukaryota; Metazoa; Chordata; Aves; Passeriformes; Thraupidae.
GCUACCGCCCAGUAGCUGUGCUGAAAAAGUAGUUACGUCUGUGGUUUUAUUGUCGCUGCAACCCUUGAUUUAUGUGUGCUCUGUGUUGAAGCGUGUGGUGUGUAUGUGUGUGUGUGUGUGUGUGUAGGAAUUGUAGCUGCUGUGGGGAGAGGUGACCAGUUACUAAUCGUGAGGUUUUACUCAUUGCAUUACAUUCAAAGGAAUAAUGUUUCCAACAUGUCUGUGCAGUCGCUGCUUUGUGAAAGAAUUGCUGUUGCUAAAGACUUGAUUCAGAGAGUGGAAGCCCUUUCCUCGUCCCAGAAGAGGAGAAUAGAAGGUGGGGCAAAGCUAUGUAGCAAACUGAAGGCAGAGCUAAAUUUCUUACACAAGGUGGAGGCAGGGAAAGUGGCCAUUAAAGAAUCCCAUCUGCAGAGUACAAACCUUACCCACCUCCAAGCCAUUAUUCAGUCAGCAGAGAACCUGGAGGAUGUUGUCAGUGUCCUCCAUGUCUUUGCUUAUGAGGACCGGUUUGGAGACAAACAGACGCUGGUGGUAGAUGUCGUUGCAAACGGAGGUCACACGUGGGUGAAGGCCAUCGGUCGUAAAGCUGAGGCUUUGCAUAACAUCUGGCUGGGAAGGGGCCAGUAUGGUGACAAAAGUGUCAUUGAGCAGGCAGAGGACUUCCUGCAAGCAAGCCGUCAGCAGCCCGUGGAGUACAGCAAUCCCCACAUCAUCUUUGCAUUCUACAACAGCGUGUCCAGUCCUAUGGCAGAGAGGCUCAAGGAGAUGGGAAUAUCUGUGAGAGGAGAUGUUGUUGCUGUGAACUCACUGGAAGAACCAUCUGCAGAAAACGAGCACCUUGACACCAGUGAAUCAGAUGAAGAAGACCCUGAACUCCUGCAGGUGACCAGAGUAGACCGGGAGAAUUUAGUGGCCAGCAUUGCUUUCCCUACCCAGAUCAAAGUAAAUGUCUGCAAUAGAGUUAAUUUGGACAUCACUACAUUAAUAACCUACGUCUCUGCGCUGAGCUAUGGUGGCUGCUACUUUGUCUUCAAAGAAAAAGUGCUGACAGAGCAAGCAGCCCAAGAAAGACGGGAGAGAGUCCUGCCUCAGCUGAAGGAGUUCAUGGAAGGAAAAGAACUCUUUGCCUGCGAAUCUGCUGUCAGAGAUUUCCAGUCCAUCUUGGAAACACUGGGAGGACCUGGAGAGAAAGAGAGGGCUGCAUUGCUUGUGAAAAGAAUUAAUGUGGUGCCAGAUCAGCCCUCGGACCGUGCCUUAGGACUCGUGGCUAGUUCAAAAAUCAACAGCCGCUCUUUAGCCAUCUUUGGGACAGGAGACACUUUGAAAGCCAUCACCAUGACUGCAAAUAGUGGGUUUGUGAGGGCAGCAGCUAACCAAGGUGUCAGGUUCAGUGUUUUCAUCCAUCAGCCACGAGCAUUGACAGAAAGCAAAGAAUCUUUAGCCACUCCUCUACCAAAGCACUGCCCAUCUGAUAAUGGAGUGUAAUUCAUUAAAUGAGUUAGUAAUGGAAAAUACUGCAGCUACUGCAGUGGAGGCAUUUGGAGGCACAGAAGAGUCAUAGCAAUAGUUUUGGGUGUGUAUCAAUGGUGACAGCAACUAGCAGUGGAAGAGCUCCUCAAGGGAUGUGUAAUAUCCUCACUCCUUCCUUGAGGUUAUUUUUUGUCCAGCUGACCAUUAAUUUAUUCACUAAAGUAAUAACAAGUCAAUGAAAAUUUUUAACUGGCUUACAAUGUAUUAAUUAUAUCCAUCCCCAUUAAAAAGUUCAGUUACAGC